Hyposmocoma kahamanoa is the source of this 1606-nucleotide messenger RNA. RefSeq names its product O-acyltransferase like protein-like. The record is from RefSeq and is a predicted model, not a curated record. Gene Ontology annotation, molecular function: acyltransferase activity, transferring groups other than amino-acyl groups. The transcript is spliced from 9 exons. Lineage: Eukaryota; Metazoa; Arthropoda; Insecta; Lepidoptera; Cosmopterigidae. Bases 1 to 1467 code for a protein of 488 amino acids.
AUGGCUGCGGGUAAUAUUACGCUGCGGGCAAAAGGUCGCCGUAAAUCUAAAUUAUGGCUAUUAGAAGAUACUCGUGGGCGCUGGCGUGGUCGCUGCCGGCGAGCUGGCGCGCGCUGCACGCGGCGCCGGGCGCCCGAGGGGCGGCGGGCGGCGGCGCGGGGGGGCGGCGGCGGCGGCGACACGGACCUGCGCGCGUUCGACGGCUUGCGCGUGCUGUGCAUGAUGUGCGUCGUCGUCGAGCACGUCUGCUGGCUCGCCACGCAGUCCUACCUCGUCAACACCAGGCACUACGAGCUGAUGCGUCUGUCGACCGACGUCAUGAUGAUGGUGAACAGCACGCUAGUGGUGCAGAUCUUCUUCCUGAUGUCGUCGUUCCUGCUGGCGCACAAGCUGCUGCAGCGGCGCCGCCGCGGCGACGGCGCGCCCCGGUUCGCCGUCUUCGCGGAGACGCUCGUGGACAGGGUCGUCAGGGUGAGCCCGAGCUACUUCUUCGUGGUGUGGUUCGCGGCGUCGUGGUGGGCGCGCGCGGGCCGCGGGCCGCUGUGGGCGCCGCACGUGCGCGCCGAGGCCGACGUCUGCCGCCGCAAGUGGUGGACGCAUCUGCUGUACCUCAACAACGUGCUGUACGCCGACGACAAGUGCCUGAUACAAACCUGGUACCUGGCGGCAGACAUGCAGCUGUACGCCCUGUCGUUGGCGCUGACGCUGGCGCUGUGGCGACGGCGGCGAGGGGCGAUCUUCGUGCUGGCCGCGCUGCUCGUCGGAGCCGUCGCGCUGAUUUUCGCGAUCGCCUACGCCUGGCGCCUCAUCCCCACCUACGUCAUGCACAGCCCCGAGCUGGUCCGCGCGAUAUACCGCGGCGAGUCGUCGUUCAACGUGCUGUACCAGUCGCCGCUGAGCAACUCGCCGGGCGCGCUGGCCGGCCUGCUGCUGGCGCACCUGCACCAUCACCUGCUGGACGCCGGCGUCGUCCUCGCCGAGCACAAGGUGUUCCGGUGGGUGUCGGUGGCCAGCCCGCCGCUGGCGGUGCUGUGGGCGGCGCUGUCGCCGCUGCUGCUGGGCCGCGGGCCGCCGGCGCGCGGCGCGGCCGCCGCCCUCGCCGCCGUCGAGCGGCCCGUGUUCUCGCUGUUCGUCGCGCUCGGGCUGCUCGGUGCCAUGAACGGCGUCAGAUCGCCGCUGCGCACGCUGUUCUCGUGGCGCGGCUGGGCGACGCCGGCGCGGCUGUCGUUCGGCGUGCUGCUGCUGCACCUGCCGCUCAACAAGUCGCUCGUGGCCAGCAGCCUCGCGCCCGCGCAGCUCAGCCGGCAAGUCGCGAUCUUCGAGUGGUUCGGCGUGGCGCUGGUGUCGUACCUGUGCGCGCUGCCGCUGGCGCUGCUGGUGGAGCUGCCGGCGCUGCGCCUGCGCCGCGCGCUGGGCCCGCGGCCGGCGCCCGCGCCGCGGCCCAAGAAGGCCGAGCUGGCGUCCUAGGGCCGCCCUGCGGUCGCUUCUUCCGCCCGAUCCGAGUCGCCGGCGACAAGACGCCUCUUCACGCUUUCCGAGCGUUUACAAGUUGGACUAUCUUUAAUGUUGUUGCCGUUGAUUAUGAACUUGUCAUUUAUAAAUAAGC